AUGGCUAACAAAAAGCUAAUAGAAUUAUUUUCUGGUGUAAGAAAUAAUUGGAAAUUUAAUUUAAUUACGCUGAAAUAUGAAGUUUUCACAAACCAAUAGCAACGUCAAUGGCUAUUAUAGUUUAAGUGUUGCUUCUACUGUAAUUUUCAAAACGUAAUAUAUACUCCUACUUUAAUUAAGUCAGCCUUUCGUAAAUAUUGAAAUCCUUUAUUUUAAUGCAAUAGUUGUUAAAGUAUUCACGUUAUAAUCAAUCGGAAAGCGAAUUUUUGUGUGGGGAGGGGAUACUGUGAGAUAAUUAUUUCUAAUUAUUCACUAUUGCCACCAAUUGUUUGGGUAAAAUUUUCUAUUCAUGGUUGCGAAAAAGUACCCGAAUUGUUAUUUCUGAAUAUUCAAGUUCCCUAUAUCUUUUAUGUAUUUUUAGUUGCAACACCACCUAAACAAGUUAGGAGUUUGCUUGUCACAUGAAAGAUGAGACAAGUUGUUGAACCUCAUCGGCGGUCAUUUCUUAGACCAGACAGCAAGUAGAAUUAAAUCUGGGAAAACUUUCCCUGGUACAGGUAAUGAUUAUGAUCUGAGAAUUCUCAAGGGGACACAUGAGGAAAGGAUUUCAAAAUGAUGACCUGCAUCUAUUUGCAACAAACUUAAUUGAAGUCCGCAUUGAUUUUAAAAAUGUGCCUAAUGAUUCUCCACUCGGUGACAUUAAAACGGCAUUUCCGCGAAACAAAUUUUCGCCCAGUGCAUCCGAGAUCAAGACUUUGACUGUGUUAAAAUCCUCAGAACAUACGGAAAAUGGAUUUCAGAAAUUUAUAACAAGGCUGGUCUCCUGGAAAUUUUACCAAAGACAGAUGAUCCACCAAUCCCUGUCGGGCCAGCUGCCUCCGGCCAAACGCAAGCCCAUGUAAUGGAUGACCAAGAUGAUCCGAUGAGGGAAAUGAAAGUUGUUAUGGGAGGGGAUCAACUUACCCGAGUACGUUUUGCUGGUGCCAAAGAUCUACUUGCAGGCGCACACACGCCCACCGAUCGUUUUGAGCAUUGCUUGCCAUUUAAAGCUGUAAUGUGGCACACCAAAGCAUCUCUCUUACAAUACAGUUACAGUCUACUGUACAUGUCAGAAUCUGUUGGCGAUCAGGGAACACUGAAAUAUUUCCGUGAAAAAUACGAUCGACGUAAUGCUACACCAAAGAAGGUGCUCGACUGUUACGAGGGGAGCGAAGAGCUUUUCUUAAGCUUUGGCCGUGCAUAUAUUAUUGUUGCAGUAUUGCAUUUCUUUGGCAUGUCUAGUGUUGAUGAUAAGCCAACAAUCCACGAGUUUCCAAAAGACAUCAUUCAUGGUACAGACGAACAGAAAAAGAAUUGUAUUGUAAUUUGUACAAAAGUAUGUAUUGCAAAUUGA
Messenger RNA from Paramuricea clavata, 1393 nucleotides. NCBI's taxonomy places the organism in Eukaryota, Metazoa, Cnidaria, Anthozoa, Malacalcyonacea, Plexauridae. The record is from the annotation of a GenBank genome assembly.